Molecule: messenger RNA, 488 nt
Organism: Bursaphelenchus xylophilus (pine wood nematode)
Lineage: Eukaryota; Metazoa; Nematoda; Chromadorea; Rhabditida; Aphelenchoididae
Source: the annotation of a GenBank genome assembly
AUGAGUCAGGACAAGACUUUGAAGGAAAAGAUCUUCGGCAAGAGCCGCGAGGACUACGAGGUUGCCGCUGACAAAGCCCAAGAGAUGGGGGUAAUUUUUUGCCAAAAAUUUUUUGAAUUUUCAUCAAACCUCUAAAUUUUUUGCCCUAAAGUAAUACUCUUUGAAAUUCUUCAGGAAAAGGCAUGCAAACAGGCUAACGAAGCGCAACGCUUGGCGCAGGUCCGAGUUAACGAGACCUCUCAACGUGCCCACGAGAUCCGCGACGACGCCAACCAGAAGAUCAACGAGCUGCAACGCCAAGGCAACCUGGCGUCCGAAACCGCGAAUGAAAUGCGCGGCGCGACCGGUAAGAGAUGCUUUAAAAAAAUUAAAAACCCUAUCAAUUUUUUAGGGAAUUUAAUUGUCCCUUUUCAUCAUACACGACAUAAUCAUUUCGUAUUUUAGGCGGGCAUGUGGAGCAUUCCGGCGAACAGGUCAGAUCCAAGUAA